Cololabis saira (Pacific saury) is the source of this 1581-nucleotide messenger RNA. RefSeq names its product lysophosphatidylserine lipase ABHD12-like. The record is from RefSeq and is a predicted model, not a curated record. The transcript has 13 exons. NCBI's taxonomy places the organism in Eukaryota, Metazoa, Chordata, Actinopteri, Beloniformes, Belonidae. Gene Ontology annotation, cellular component: endoplasmic reticulum membrane. Gene Ontology annotation, biological process: monoacylglycerol catabolic process; phosphatidylserine catabolic process. Gene Ontology annotation, molecular function: phosphatidylcholine lysophospholipase A1 activity; monoacylglycerol lipase activity. The coding region runs from base 93 to 1139 and encodes 348 amino acids.
CUAAUCCAACUUGAUCAAAGUGCAAGACAACACGUGUCACACGUUUGAGUUGCCUUUGCAGUUCAUUUCUGAAGCAUUUCAAACGUAAAAACAUGAAGAGAAGAGUGAAACAGAGAGGUUCGUCCACGGACCCCCGCAGGAGGGCUGGAGUCCAGAGGGAGGGCACAAAAUCCCGCUGGCAGUUAAAAAGGUUGUUAUUUGCUGCUUUCGUUAUCAUCUCGGUGCCUGUCGCAGUGAAAAUGCUGCCAGAAUUAAUGCAACACUUUGUUUACACUCACAGAGUCAGCGUGCCGUUCUUUGUGGACCUGAGCCGACCCGCUGAUGUCUCCCUCAAUCACACCGUCAACAUGUACUUAACUUCAGAGGCAGGAAUCUCCCUCGGCGUGUGGCACACGGUCCCUGAGAGUCGGGGGAAAGAGGCACAAGGGAAGGAGCUCGGCUGGUACGAGAACGCUUUAAAAGACGGAAGUCCAGUUUUCAUAUAUCUUCAUGGGAACACGGGCACAAGGGCAGCUCCACACCGGGUGGGAGUGGCAAAGGUAUUGAGCGCGCUUGGUUACCACGUGCUGGUGCCUGAUUACAGAGGGUUUGGAGACUCCACGGGAGAGCCGACUGAAUCCGGUCUGACUACUGAUAUGCUCUACUUGUACAACUGGGUCAAAGCCCGCUGUGGAGACAGCCCCGUCGUCGUCUGGGGACACUCUCUCGGGACAGGAGUGGCCACUAACGGUGCAGUCAGGCUCCUUGACCAAGGCGUGGUCCUGGACGGUGUGAUCCUGGAAGGAGCAUUCAAUACUGCUCGGCAGCACAUACCAGUUCAUCCUUUCAUUUGGUAUUACUGGAAAUUUCCAGGCACUGGGUACUUGUUCCCAGAGCCGUGGGCAGGAAAUGAGGUCGUCUUCCCCUCUGAACUGAAUUUGAAGAAAAUGAAAAGCCCAAUACUUUUCCUUCACUCGGAGGAUGACCACUUAGUUCCUAUUGAGAUAGCUCGGCAGAUGUAUGAGGCGGCUGCGAAAGCCCAGACCACAGAUCGAGUCAAACUAGUGACAUUUGACGGUUCUCUGGGAUAUCUGCACAACGGCUUAUAUCGAGACUCCAAACUGCCGGACAUCAUUAAGACGUUUGUGUCUUCCUUAUAAUGUUCGGAGGCAGUUUGAGCAAGAAACGUUUGGAAAAGAGAGCGGCAAUUAUGUGAUUAUCUGGUGCAUUAUUAUGCUAAAUGUUUGUUGCAUAAUCAUUUGAUUUCAUGGAGUGGCCGUGGCGUUGUCGUGGGCAGAGUGGAAUGCCCUUGGAAGGUCGCUGGAUCAAUCCCCAACUCUGUCACAGGCCAAACUAUCAAAGGCCGAACCCUGAACCCCACAUCACCUCCGUUUCCAGUCGUGGUGCCAGUCCCAAGACUGCAUGAAUAGGAAGGACUGUGGCAGGAAGGGCAUCUGAUAUUUGAAAAAAAAACAAAAAAAAAAACAACCGUCUGCCAAAUCAGCUCAGCAUGCAGAAAACGAUGAUCCACUGUGGGGAACGCCACAUAGGGAGAAGCUGAAAGAAGUUGCUUUGCUAUCUAAUUAAAUGAAUCAAAUGUUC